CCGUAUCCUAAAGGAAUGGUUAUCAAAAGGAAUGAGACGAUGAACAAUACUCUAAGCAGCCCUACGGAGAACAGGACUCUAUUUAUUCUACUGAAAUGACUGGAAUUCUUUACAAAAUGGCUUGAAAGAGAAGGACUUUUUUAUAUAGAAGAUGAAUGAUGGCAUGGAUCUAGGGAGCGACCCCUGCAGCAGCCGCUCCAGCUCCGAGUCCAGUUCCAGCAAAGUGACUCCUUGCUCGGAAUGCAAAUCUUCCCCGUCGCCUACCAGCCUGGACUUGGCUGCUUUGGAGGACUCAGAGGAGGAGGAGGAGGAGGAGGAAGAAGAAGAAGGAAGAGAGGGGGAGGAGGUCGACGACGAGGACGACUUCCAGAAGUCCUCCGAGAGGAAAGUGAUUGAUGUGUGGAAGGAGGAUGGGGACUAUGCCCGCUGCCAUGCCAAAACCACCCCUACCAGGAGGAGUUUAGCCCAAGAGCUGGUGGAGGUGAGGAGUACCUGCCUCACCCUCCCCACUGCCACCAUGCCUCCCCCAGCUCCCAGCACUAAUCCCCCUCCCCAUCCCCUCCAGCCUCACCGUCACCUGCUGGACCUCAGGCACAAUGCCAACAUGGUGCGGUCCAGCCACCGGACUGGACACAAAGGGGGUGGGGGCUCCAGCAAAGCCCCCUGCCUCCAGAGAGCUCAGCAGGGAGAUCCUUUGGAGAACUCCUUGGGAGGGAAAGCCUUGAAAGAGCAGGAGCCUCAGCUGCCCACUAUGGACUGGGAAGCCCUGGAGAAACACCUGGCAGGAUUGCAGUUCCAAGAACAGGAGCUCCGGAGCCAGAAGAGCAACUACACCUCUGCGCAAAAAAAUGAAAGAGAAUCUAUCAGGCAAAAACUGGCACUUGGAAGUUUCUUUGAUGAUGGCCCAGGAAUUUAUACAAGUUGUAGUAAAAGUGGCAAGCCAAGCCUUUCUUCUCGGUUACAGAGUGGGAUGAAUUUGCAAAUUUGUUUUGUCAAUGAUAGUGGAAGUGACAAAGAUAGUGAUGCUGAUGACAGCAAGACUGAAACUAGUCUAGAUACACCUUUAUCUCCUAUGAGCAAGCAGAGCUCUUCCUAUUCUGACAGAGAUACUACUGAGGAAGAAUCUGAAUCCUUGGAUGAUAUGGAUUUUCUCACAAGACAAAAGAAACUUCAAGCUGAAGCCAAAAUGGCUCUGGCGAUGGCAAAGCCAAUGGCCAAAAUGCAAGUAGAAGUGGAAAAACAGAAUAGAAAAAAAUCUCCAGUAGCUGAUCUUCUGCCACAUAUGCCUCAUAUAAGUGAAUGCUUGAUGAAGAGAAGUUUAAAACCCACAGACUUGAGAGAUAUGACAAUUGGGCAACUACAAGUGAUAGUCAAUGAUCUACAUUCACAGAUAGAAAGUUUAAAUGAAGAAUUGGUGCAACUGCUGCUUAUUCGAGAUGAACUGCACACAGAGCAGGAUGCAAUGCUGGUAGACAUCGAAGACUUGACCAGUGUGAUAAUUCUGUCAGUUUCUCUCUCCUUUGCUUUGGAAAGAUCUUGUUGCCAGAGAAAUAGUAAAAGUUCUAACACAGUGUGGCCCCCUAUCAAUUCCAUGAUAAUUUAGCACCAUUGCUACAGACAAGACAUGCUGAAAGUCAGCAGAAGCACAUGACUGAAAAAAUGCCAACAAAAUAAAAUGGGAAGCAUCCAACUAAAAAACAGACUAGAACUUUUUUUGCUUCUGUGGUUAUACAAACACUGAUGUCCCACACCUGGCACAUGAGAAAAUCAGUGUUAGCCAUUGAUUCUGGGCACAAUCUGCCAAGCACCAGGAACCCUGCACGAACCCCUCCUUAAAACAAUGGUGGAUGCACAAAGUGCUUGGUGAAUUGCUCCCUACUAUCUGAAGCUUUAUGUCCAGUGACUGGCCUAAUUGCUUUUUUUAAUUUAUUUGCUGUUGGUUUGGGUUAUUUUUUUUUACUUGUGCCACUAAAUAUUGGACAUUUCAAUAAUCUUAUUGUAGAACAAAAUGUACAAUACUUAUAAACAUUGCAAACAAGAAAAGAAGGAGGAUAGUUUAACUUUUAUUUUUGUUUAUUUAGAGACUUUUAAGUUAAACAGUAUUUUACCAUUGGCUACUUUUUAUCAUUUCACUGUAGUUUUAAACAAAUGAGACUGUAAUUUGAAGGUGCUAUACAAGUAAAAGAAAAAAAAAUACAUGCCUGCCUCGUAGUGAACUUGUAGCUUUCAGUAAUAUACAUAUAUUUUACUCAGUUUUCAACAUUUUGUGAAUGUUGACUACCGAAAGUUCAUUUUUAGAUGUGCUAUUUAACAUGCGGUUGGGUUGAAAGAGUUACCUUGAAAGUUUUAUGUAUAAAUAUGUAAAAUAAAAACUAAAAAUUUCUUUCAUAUGA
This is a messenger RNA of Crotalus tigris (Tiger rattlesnake), 2393 nucleotides long. RefSeq names its product schwannomin interacting protein 1 (gene SCHIP1). NCBI's taxonomy places the organism in Eukaryota, Metazoa, Chordata, Lepidosauria, Squamata, Viperidae. The record is from RefSeq and is a predicted model, not a curated record. Gene Ontology annotation, cellular component: plasma membrane; cell junction. The transcript has 10 exons. Bases 152 to 1603 code for a protein of 483 amino acids. Gene Ontology annotation, biological process: positive regulation of hippo signaling.